This is a messenger RNA of Cylicostephanus goldi, 261 nucleotides long. The record is from the annotation of a GenBank genome assembly. NCBI's taxonomy places the organism in Eukaryota, Metazoa, Nematoda, Chromadorea, Rhabditida, Strongylidae.
AUGUUCAAUCCGCAAGCUGCUCGCAGGCCUCCCGGCAGCAUGCAGCCCAAUCCUGGCGCUCCCGUCCAAAGUCAAAGUGACAUAAAUGCCAAGGAAAAGCAUAAUGUAGGGCUUGCUGCUUACGUGUACGAAUAUCUGGUCAUUUCUGGAGCGACGAAAACCGCUGAAGUUUUCAAAGAAGAAGUUCUAAGUAACGUUCCAAAUGGAGCUAUCAAACCCAGCGAAGUUGGUCCAGGCUUUUUACAAAACUGGUGGAUGUAA